Messenger RNA from Chaetomium strumarium, 1310 nucleotides. Its product is annotated as PRELI-like family-domain-containing protein. Bases 162 to 878 code for a protein of 238 amino acids. The transcript has a single exon. The record is from RefSeq and is a predicted model, not a curated record. Gene Ontology annotation, molecular function: phosphatidic acid transfer activity. Gene Ontology annotation, cellular component: mitochondrial intermembrane space. Lineage: Eukaryota; Fungi; Ascomycota; Sordariomycetes; Sordariales; Chaetomiaceae. Gene Ontology annotation, biological process: phospholipid transport.
CCGUGUAACUCGAUAUUUGCCUUCCCCGCAUCAUCACCAGCUUGCCCUCGAUCCGCCUUAUAAGCUCCCCGCGACGCUCCUCGCCACCCAUUUCAAGCUGCCUGCCAGGAGUCUGUACAUCAACGAUAACAUCAUUCAAAUAACACAACAGACGACGCAAUAUGGUCCUCACGCACACAACCAACCAUACUUACUCUCACCCUUUCCCAACCGUCACCCUCGCCUUCUUCCUCCGCUACUGCUCGCCGCAGCUCAACCCGUUCGCCAGCCAUGUGCUCAGCACCGACACGAUUGAGUCCCGCGUGGACCCGGUUACGGGCCGCCUGCACACGACGCGCAUCCACCUGAAGAAGUCGCGGCUGCCGCCCGCCGUCAUGAAGCUUUUGCCGUCGAGCCUGACGGGCGGCACGUCGGACAAGGCAUCGUACAUUCUCGAAACGAGUGUUGUGGACAUGCGCGAAGGGUGGAUGCAGACCGAGAGCCGGAACCUGAACUUCGUGGGCGUGCUGUCGGUGGUGGAGAGGCAGCUCUACACGGUGCCCAAGAACAAGCCGGCGGUGGAGAACACCGAGGUCGAGACGAAGGUGGUGUUCCGCUCGCGGCUCGGCGACCGCAUCCGGGACCGCCUCGGCCAGGCCCAGGCCCAGGCGGAAGCGGCUGCCAACGAUGGCGGCGGCGGGUUCUUUGCGCGGCUAGGUGCGCGUGGCGUUCAGCGCAGCAUCGAGACACUUGCGUCGACGAAGACGCAGGACCAGCUGGGAAAGAGCCGCGAGGGGAUGCGCAUCAUCCUGGAGAGGCUGCGGCAGACGGGCAUUAUGGGCGUUCUUGAGCUGAGGAAAAUGGCAAGCCAGCGGAGUUCGGAGGCCGUUCCGCAUUGAGCGAGGGCAUGCCGUCGGCACUUGCGCAAUAAAAACCCAAUGCUCUAAGGCAGACUCAAAGUUGAUGCGUCGGGCCGCACCUCUGGCCACGGACUCGUCAUCGGCAGCAUCAUCGCACUUGCUCCCUUUCGACUACUCGCGCGCCACGAUGGGGCUCCUUUUACGCCUUUGGCUUCGAAUUAUCCUGUCACGUAAAGAAGAGGGUCCUUCUGAGGGAAGUCGGCUCCAGGCUGUCCCUGUGUUGUACAUUUACGCCUUUUACCAUGUCUUAUAUCUUUUAGCACGGCGUAUCGGAUACCUGUUUGAUGUCAGCGCGAUUUAACGAGGGAAUUACGCUCAUGAACACCGGCCACGGGAAGGAAAACUUGGGGUGUUAUGGAGAGGAAGGCAUUAUGCCCGGUUCCACUCUUUGUAUGAUAGUGACAUUAUAGA